AUGCCGCCCCUCAAUAUGACUAUGGGCAUUCUCCGUCCUUCUGGGUCCGAGGACUGCCCUGGUACAGUCCUUCUCUAUGAGAGAUCCGACAAUGAACAGAGUUAUCAUGUCGGUGCUAAACAUGACCCAAAGGAUCCUUCCAUCGUCUUAGAUCCCCAACCAUCAGAUGAUCCAAAUGAUCCCCUGAAGAAUUGGUCGAUUUGGAAAAAGGAUCUUCUCUAUUUGACAAUUUUCGUCAACACCAUCAUCUUAGCUGCAGUCCCUGGACCAGUAUUCGCGUCUUCUACUGCAGUGAUAUCCAAAAGUCUGGGGGUCUCAUUGGACAAUGUUGCUCUUCUCUCAGGAUAUCAACUGCUUGUUGUCGGCUUGUACGGCCCGUUUUGCUCGGCAUUGGCUCGCAAGUACGGUAAACGACCUCAAUACCUGUUUGGCUGCACGAUGGCAUUGAUUGGAACAAUCAUUUGUGUGGUUUCGGGGUCAAAUUAUUCAAUACUUCUUGCUGGUCGUCUCCUCCAAGGAUUUGGGACAACUCCAUUUGAGUCGCUGUCACUAGCCGCAAUCGGGGACAUAUACUUCGUCCAUGAGCGUGGUAUUAGGACUGGGGUGAUGGUGAUUGCGUUGACGUGCCUUUCCAGUGCAGUAAAUAUUAUAGCAGGUCCAAUCACCCUCACUCUGGGCUGGAGAUAUAUGCUCAUCAUUCACUUGCCAUUCGUCGCAACGACGUGGAUUCUCACGUUCUUUUUCAUCCCGGAAACCCAAUUUCGCCGCCCCGAUGCAAACUCUGAGCAUAUUGACACCCCAGAACAUAGAGCUGAGUCCAAAGAAAAGACAGAGGGAUCGGAGGUCUUUGAGGAAGAGAAUGUGGAAGAACAACAGACCAUACAUCCGUCCACCAAUGUUGCAAAGAGGGGCUAUAUACACAAUCUCGCCAUAUUAUCAGGGACUUAUACUGAUAUCAGCCUUCUAAAACUAAUUGCUGCGCCCUUUGUUGUUCUACAUAACCCAGGUGUUAUUUGGUCACUGGGCAUUUCUGGUGCACUCGUGGGAAUGUGGGUUAGCUUAGCCUAUACGUUCGCGCAAAUAUGGUCCGCCCCGCCGUAUAAUCUGAAUGUCGCCCAAAAUGGAUAUUUUUAUGUUGGAGCUAUGCUCGGAGGUAUGAUUGGUGGCCUUGGUAGUGCGUGGCUGAACGAUUUAGUCACUAAACUCAUGAUCCGCAUAAACCGUGGGAUUUAUGAACCAGAAUUUCGAAUCCUAACUCAGGCAAUUGCCGGUGCUGCAUUUGCCUUGGGAUACUUCGUGUUCGUAUGGCUCUUCGAGCACCCCUUCUCGACUGGCUACUAUCUAGGCGCAUUUUUACAUGGAUGUCUUUGUUUUGGUGUUACUGUGUCGAGUGUGUCGGCAAGUCUGUAUAUCUUGGAUUCGCAUUCUUCUAAUACGACGGAAAUUUUCAGCCUCCAAAUGAUGUUCAAGAACCUCUUGUUCUUUGGAUUUGCGCGCUUUGUGAAUUCAUGGGUAGCUGAAGAUGGAGCGCAAGAUAUGUUCCGGACUUACGGAAUAAUUUCCGUCUGUAUAGCUGCCACUUCGAUUCCAAUGUACUUUUUCGGAAAGUGCAAUCGCCUAUUCAUAUACAGACUGGGGUUUUUGCAACGGUUCUACUUUGGUAAAGGUUGA
Messenger RNA from Penicillium crustosum, 1671 nucleotides. Its product is annotated as Major facilitator superfamily domain general substrate transporter. The transcript has 12 exons. Gene Ontology annotation, biological process: transmembrane transport. Gene Ontology annotation, molecular function: transmembrane transporter activity. Lineage: Eukaryota; Fungi; Ascomycota; Eurotiomycetes; Eurotiales; Aspergillaceae. The record is from RefSeq and is a predicted model, not a curated record. The coding region runs from base 1 to 1671 and encodes 556 amino acids.